AUGGACAGAUUUGUAAUUCGAAGGAGAAAAAGUACUUCUCCAACACCAGGUCCUUCAUCAUCACAAAUUCCUUCUCCAAUACCAAGUCCUUCAACAUCAGCAUGUAGUUCAAGUGAAUUGCCUAUGGAAAUAGAAGAAAGACUAAGUGAAAUCUGUGAUGACAGGCAAAAUGAUAUUGUCUCUGAAUCUGAAUCAACAGCACAAAAAAAACUUAAACGUUCGUCAUCUACUCCUAACAUUAAAAAAUUAUCAGAAAUAUUUUUAUGGCUUGAUGCAACUAAAGAAUAUUUAUUUUGUAAAUGUUGCAAUGUGAAAUUAACUGACAACAAAUUUCAUUUAAGCCGACAUGACAAACAAGCUACUCAUAUAAAGAACUAUGGCGCUGCAAAAAAGAUGCCUAGCAUCAAAGCAGCUGAAUUGAAACUAUGUUGCUAUAUAGCAGACAAAAAAUUACCAAUGCUACUAAUGGAUACACUUCCAUUAUUAAAUAAAGAGCUGUAUCCAGAUUCUAAUAUUGCCAAAAAUCUUAAAAUAAAAAGAUUAAAGGCAACUAAACUUAUCACUGGAAUAUUGGGGCCAGCUUUUAAAGCAGAAGUAGUAAUGGAUUUAAAAUUAGAGAAAUUUUCCAUAAUAAUUGAUGAGACCACUGAUGUGAGUUCAAAAAAAUCUUUGGUUAUUGUGGUUAGAUAUUGGAAGGAAGGGAGAGUCCAAGAUCAGUUUUUUGAUCUAGUAGCAGUUGAAGAUGCAACAAGUGAGGCACUUUUCAAUAUAAUUAAAAAUAUUUUAAGUGUGAAUAAUAUACCUUUCGAAAAUAUUAUUGGCUUUGGGUCCGACAAUGCGAGCACUAUGAUGGGAACUGUAAAAGGUGUCCAAGCAAGAUUGAAAGAAAUUUUACCACAUAUUUAUGUGCAAGGAUGUACUUGUCAUUCCCUUCAUCUCUGUUCUUCGGCUGCUGCAAAAAAACUCCCCAACAAUGUGGAACGAUUCACUAGGGAUAUAUACGCUUAUUUUGCUCAUAGUAAUAAGCGACUAUCUGAGCUUAAGGAGUGCCAGAUAUUUGCUAAUGAAAAGCCACAUAAGAUGCUGUAUCCCAGCCAAACUCGAUGGUUAUCUUUGAAGAGUGUUGUUGAUCGAAUAUUAGAGCAUUGGAAUUCAUUGACACUAUUCUUCCAAAGAGCAGUCUUGGAAGAUAAUCUGCCCAGUGCUAAAAGGUACGUUUUAGACCUUACAAAUAAGGUAAAUAUUGAAUUCCAGUCAGAAAGUCCAAAAUUACCAAUUUUGUUAAAUAGAAUUUCUGCACUGUAUAAAACCUUAUAA
Messenger RNA from Sitophilus oryzae (rice weevil), 1317 nucleotides. RefSeq lists its product as uncharacterized. The record is from RefSeq and is a predicted model, not a curated record. The transcript is spliced from 5 exons. The coding region runs from base 1 to 1317 and encodes 438 amino acids. Lineage: Eukaryota; Metazoa; Arthropoda; Insecta; Coleoptera; Curculionidae.